ACCCUGGCACGGAAAGAGGAAAGAAAGCGUCGUACUGCAUAUGAAAUUUGAUUGAAUUUGUUUGAAUAAAAACUAAUUUUAACGUUUUUCAUGGAAUAAAUUUUGGGGCAAUCAUGACGGAAAAUGUCUUCAAAGCUCCAAGAAACAAAAGACUUCCUAAUAAACGCGAUUAUGAGCCUGGAGGUAUUUCCCCACCUAAGAAAGGAAGAACUAAAGAUGAUUUCUACACUUUCUGCUCAUGGGUCCUGACAUAUACUCAGUAUGAACAAUGGAAGCAAGAUGAAUUGAGAGCAAGAGAUAAUACAAGUCCUAUGGACAGUGCAUCAAGUACAGCAGAAAGCUACACAUCAGAGUCAACUUUGUCAUCAAGCAGUAAAGAUGAUAGCACACAUAACAUAGAUCUGCAAGAUUCAGAUGACGAAAGUUGGGAACUAAUUACAUGUUUCUGUUUGAAGCCGUAUGCAGGAAGACCUAUGAUAGAAUGCUCGCAAUGUAACACAUGGAUCCAUUUAUCUUGUGCAAAAAUUCGCAAAUCCAACAUACCUGACACUUUUGUGUGUAACUGUUGUAAAGAAAAAAGAUUCAAAUCACGGAAAUCAAAUCGAGUGAGAAUCGAAAAUAAGCGAAUCACAAUAUAGCCCAGGCCUCCAUUCAUUACAUCAUUAUUGUUAUUAUUUUGUAUGUUAGUUCCUUGUUGAUUGUGAUGUUUUAAUGGUGCAAAUACUUGAUAUAGAUAGUCAAGAGCAGCAUGUGCGACAUGGUAGUCCCCGAAGCAGCAUUGGUCUUUUUCUAUAUACGUCAUUCAGUUCACUCCUAUUUAUAUAGAGACAAAUAGUGCUUUAAAUGAUAUUUUUGUUUUGGCUUGGAUAAAGUCAGUUCAGUUUUCCAUUUACAAUUCAGAUGUGAAGCAAUUUUGCCUUCUAAGAUGCUCAGUAUUAGUUUCUGGUUUAUAUUUUAUUUAAACAUAAAAGUUGAACAGGGUCCCAAGGUUUUACAAGUAUGGAGACCAGUUUCAAAACUCUAGCUUCUGAUUGGCUGGUCCUGAGCUCAGUCUUGAAAUGGACCAAUCGCAAGAUGUUAAGACUUGUAUCCAAAUUCAGUGUUCAUUGGACCUAGUGUGGACUGUAUAUAUAUAUAUAUAUAUAUAUAUGCCAUCAUCUGGAGUCCAAAAUUUAGACUUUGAUAAAAAAAAAGACUUCUGUUUGUUUUAAUGAUACUCCAUUGAAAAGGCUACAAAAUAUAAUCAACUUGUGACAAAUAAAGGAUUAUUUAUAACAACAAUAAUUCUUUCGCAAGUAUUUAUUUUUGCAAAUAUGGACAGUAAGGGAAUAACAAUAACAGGAUAAUGUGAGUGCAAUCUACUGUUUCUGUAAUUUUAUGAUUGUUCAAAGGUAUUUAACUGUUGAUGAACUUGAGUCAGGUACAUCAAGUUCUAGAAGAUAUAGUUUAUGUUUGCUGUAGUUUGUUUUGCAAGUACCUCUCCAGCAUGUAGGUGUAUGCUCAUGCAAUUUCAAAUGUCUGACAUUUUAGUCUUUGCGGGACUUGACAUACAUGUUUCAAUAAAAUGAUUAGUUUGUGUUGCUAAGAGGCUAACUUCAACAUACUGAGACUGACACAGUAUUGACAGUUAAAUGACACAUGGCAUUGUCUUUAACAUAAAUGUUAUAUUUAGCUAAAUGAGAACAAUGUUUAUUUUUGUAUUUUUCUGAAUUAUAUUUAUUUAAAUAAUUAAGCACAUUUAUUUUCCUAUUUUCUGAAUGAAAUCUUGAGAAAUUUUUCUGUACACUUUAUGCAUGAUACUUUAUCUUCUUAAUUUUGGUCCAGAGUUUGAUUUUUUAGUAUAUGAUAUUUUUUCUUAUACAUUUGAAAUUACAAUAUAUACUAAUAGUAUUGAGUUUCACUGAUGUGUUUUUGGUGAGUUAUUGUACAUUUUAUAUCAGACCGUGUAAAAAUGGAGUUAUUUUUAGCUCAUCUGAUUUUUUUAAAAAAAAAUGAUGAGUUAUUGUCAUCACUUGAGCGGUUGUCGGCGUCGGCGUCUGCGUCGGCGUUGCCUGGUUAAGUUUUAUGUUUAGGUCAGCUUUUCUCCUAAACUAUCAAAGCUAUUGCUUUGAAACUUGGAAUACUUGUUCACCAUCAUAAGCUGACCCUGUAUAGCAAGAAACAUAACUCCAUCUUGCUUUUUGCAAGAUUUAUGGCCCCUUAUGUACUUAGAAAAUAUCAGAUUUCUUGGUUAAGUUUUAUGUUUAGGUCAACUUUUCUCCUAAACUAUCAAAGCUAUUGCUUUGAAACUUGGAAUACUUGUUCACCAUCAUAAGCAGACCCUGUACAUCAAGAAACAUAACUCCAUCUUGCUUUUUGCAAGAUUUAUUGCCCCUUUUGGACUUAGAAAAUCAGUUUUCUUGGUUAAGUUUUAUGUUUAAUUCAGCUUUUAUCCUAAACUAUCAAAGCUAUUGCUUUAAAACUUGCAACACUUGUUCACCAUCAUAAGUUGACCCUGUAUAGCAAGAAACAUAACUCUGUCCUGCUUUUUGCAAGAUUUAUGGCCCCUUUUGGACUUAGAAAAUCAGUUUUCUUGGUUAAGUUUUAUGUUUAGGUCAGCUUUUAUCCUAAACUAUCAAAGCUAUUGCUUUAAAACUUGCAACACUUGUUCACCAUCAUAAGUUGACCCUGUAUAGCAAGAAACAUAACUCUGUCCUGCUUUUUGCAAGAUUUAUGGCCCCUUUUGGACUUAGAAAAUAACAGAUUUCUUGGUUAAGUUUUAUGUUUAGGUCAAGUUUUUCUCUUAAACUAUCAAAGCUAUUGCUUUGAAACUUGCAACACUUGUUCACCAUCAUAAGCUGACCCUGUACAGCAAGCAACAUAACUCCAUCCUGCUUUUUGCAAUAAUUAUUGCCCCUUUUGGACUUAGAAAAUCAUUUUCUUGGUUGAGUAUUAUGUUUAAGUCAACUUUUCUCAUAAACUAUCAAAGCUAUUGCUUUAAAACUUGCAACAGUUUUUCACCAUCAUAAGUGGACACUGUACAUCAAGAAACAUAACUCUAUCCUGCUUUUUGCAAGAAUGAUGGCCCUUUUUAGACUGAGAAAAUCAUGGGUAGGACAAUAUUUCUAUUACACAAAAAAAUCAGAUGAGCGUCAGCACCCGCAAGGCGGUGCUCUUGUUCAUCUUGGCUUUCAAAAUUUUUCAGCCCUGUCCUGAACAAGUGUUUUAUUUUAAAAAAUUUGUAUUUUGGAAAUAACAAACUUCAAGCAGAUUUCAAAUUAUACUUUAUACCUCAAAUGCUGUGCUAUAAUUUGCACAUUUAGAGAUACUUUUUUGCAUUUAAUAGUUUAUUUCCUUGUGAUACAUAUAAACUGUUGCUUCUUUCUUUAUUACAAAGCACAAACAAGGCUGCACGACUUGUUAAUAGGUUUAGGUAUUUUACCUGAUCUUUUGUUUUGUGAUAUUUGGUCAGCUGUUUACAUGUUGCAAGAAAAUGAAAUUUGCGCUUCCUUUUUCAGUGUAAAUUUAUUUAUAUAUAGCCAGUUAAUUUUAAAAUGUUACAGAUUUACAGGUACAGAUUUACAGAUAAAGACCUGUUAAAGGAAUCAUAGUAUAUUGCAAUGCCAUGAAAUAGAAGACAGUUGCCUUCACAUUCUGCAGUUCACCUUCAUCUAAUUCAGCAAAGUUUCAGGCUAUAAAAGACCUUUUUUGUGAUGACAAAUAUUUGGCUCAAUUUGGCCUACUGUUCAAAUAUUUGGCACUAAAAUUGCAUUUUAGAAAAUAGUUGUGAAGGAUCUGCAAAUGUCGAAGAGAUUCUGAUCACAAAAUACCUUGCACUAUAAUUACUUUUCUAACUGAUUUGUGGAUGAACUUAAACCGGAAUGAUGCUGUAUGUUUCAAGUUCGUUUUUAGUAUUAUAUUUUCAUAUACAUGUAUUCAAUGUGCUAAAGGCAUUAUAGAUGUGCUGGAAGAGUCCCGUAUUUACUGAUACUUUUCCUUUACUGACUUGGCCUUUGUUUAAGAAAUAACAUUUAGUUCUUUCAGAGCCUAUAGAUGCAGAAUGAUAGUCUUGUUUGAUUUUUGGUAACAGUCCAGUUUUAUUUACAUCAGUAGUUUACUAUUAUUGCAUUAGUAUGACAAGGGUGUUGUCUUAGGAAAGCUUUUAUCACCACUUGUUUGCAGGGAUCUUCUCCAUGUUCUUAUGGAAAAAAAUACAGUGUUAUGCCUAUUUAUUUAUUUGAGAAAUUUAGAUAUUUAUUUAUUGUUGGAAUUCAGAUGGUCUUUAGAGACAUUAGGUUAACACUAUAAUAAAUUGAUACAAUCAUGAUUUUUGCAUGUAGAUACUUAUGUACUGUAUACAGUGAAAAACAUUGCAAAUUAGUGUUUGAAAUGAAUUAUAAAUCUUGUGUAAUUUACUCCUUCCAUUCUUCAUUGAUGUAUUAUCAUAUCAGUUAAAUUUUAAUUGAUUUAGCUAAGCUGAAUUGUAUAUGAGCCGUGCCAUGGGAAAACCAACAUAGUGGGUUUGCGACCAGCAUGGAUCCAGACCAGCCUGCGCAUCCGCGCAGUCUGGUCAGGGUCCAUGCUGUUCGCUUUUAAAGCUUAUUGCAAUUAGAGAAACUGUUAGCGAACAGCAUGGAUCCUGACCAGACUGCGCAGAUGCGCAGGCUGGUCUGGAUCUAUGCUGGUCGCAAAGCCACUAUGUUGGUUUUCCCAUGGCGCGGCUCAUAUGUAUUACUUGAGUAUUUCUGCUAGAUUGAUGGACUAAUUGCAUGCUCUGAGGGAAUACCUAUUUCAAAGAAGGGACUUAUUUAUUUUGAAUUGUGUAAAUAGUUCUGUACAUUUGUAAAUAAAUACUGUCUUAGAAAGAGUACAUUUUAUAUAAUGAGAGGCCCCUCAACUUCUCCACAGAAUCAUUGUAAUUUUGCUGCAAUAGUUGUAAAUGUUUAAUUGCAUUCCUCAUGAAACAAACUGGUUAAUCCUAACCUAAUUUAAUACAAACUUCUACUAUAGGUGCUGGGUAACCUUUAGCCUUCUAAAUUUAUAAAAUGGACUGAUCCAUCAAAACUAAUCAGUACUAUUCAAGUCAAUAAAAUUAGAGUAACAAGUAUUUCACUGCUAAAUUUUUUUACUGCCUACUGUUAAUGCAACUCAAAGCUUUCUACAAAUUUACGAUUGCAGGACUGUUUUACAUAUUUUUCUAAAUUUUAAAGCGUAGUGUGCCCCUUUAAGAUCACCACAAGGUUAUAUUUAUGCUGUAAGGGGAUUUUAGCUGCUGGUCAUGUUUUGAAUUUGAGUGAGUGUGUACACAGUCAGUUCCUGAUCUCAUAUAUGUACUAGAGUAUAAACACUGGAGUCCAGGUAAAUAAAGCUGAGCUUGGAAACCAGUCUAUGACAGCAUCUGAUUGGUUGAUUCUAAGUUUGUGUUGAAAUUGACCAAUGGCAGGGCUGCAUUUUAGACUGGUCUCCAAAUUUGGUUUUGAAACCAUGGAACCUGCAUUAAUACUUGGCAUGAAUAUGUCCAAGAUUUAUUCAUACAACAAAUGUGUCAUAUGUCCAGUCAUCACACAUUUUACAGUUUCAGCUGUCAAAAUUGAAUGUGUAGAUUUAUUUCUUGAAACACUUUUCAGCUGUGCCUUGCCAGUGUGAAAAGGGUUUAUUUCUACACAUAAAAAUUCAUUAGGUCUUAUACUUCAUCUAAAGGUUAAAACUUCAUGUGCUUUUCGUUAAUUAACAGUUUACGUCCCACUCCCUUAAGAGAACUCGGACAUACACUGACAGUCACUUGUGUUUACAAAAAUCUGUUCAUUUACCUUGAAAAUCAUGUGUUUAGUGCAAUAAGUAAAAGGCUAAGAAAUUAUGGAUCAUGCACAUACCUUGUUGUAUUGAGCAUAGAAGGUAGAGCUGACCUGUAAUUAUCCAAAAUUAAUGAAAGAAACUUGAUCAGACUGCGAAAUUCUUAAUAUGUAAUAAUUUUUCACAGCAUUUUCUUACAGAAAGCUUUUUGUACGUGGCCCAUAUAGUUUGGUAAAGCAGUUCAAAUGACCUUUCUAAAAUAUCAAAUGCAUGAGUAGGUGGGAAGUAUGCUAUGUAGCAGUUGUUAGGAAGUUUUUAUUAAUUGUUAUUUUGUAUGCUAUUGCAAAUUAAACCUUGUUCUGUGUAAAACCAUUGAAAAUCGUCUGUGAAUAAAAACAUUUUCAUUUCAUAAUUCAGCAAGUUUCAUUCUGUAUCAUGAUACCAUUUAAGGUAGUGGUCCCAUAUUGACUCUAAGCAAUGUCCGCUUGUUUAUAUGUAUUCUUGUUUUGUCAAUUCGGCAUUUUUCAGGCGUAAAGUUGGUCAACACGCACAUAACUUUCCGUAAAAAAACCCACAGAAAAUGCCGAAGAGGUAUACAGAGAACGGAUAAUUUGCCUAUUCUCAUUACGGAUCCACUGCCUUAAUGUUGUUAAUUAUUUAAUGUUUUACACAACAGUACAUUGUUUCUGUACAAAAAUGUUCUUUAAGUGUUUAAAAUACAUUAAAAUAUUUUAUUAGA
Messenger RNA from Mercenaria mercenaria, 6511 nucleotides. RefSeq names its product PHD finger protein 23B-like. The coding region runs from base 114 to 638 and encodes 174 amino acids. The record is from RefSeq and is a predicted model, not a curated record. The transcript is spliced from 5 exons. Lineage: Eukaryota; Metazoa; Mollusca; Bivalvia; Venerida; Veneridae.